Messenger RNA from Penicillium malachiteum, 1977 nucleotides. RefSeq lists its product as uncharacterized. NCBI's taxonomy places the organism in Eukaryota, Fungi, Ascomycota, Eurotiomycetes, Eurotiales, Aspergillaceae. The transcript is spliced from 3 exons. Bases 1 to 1977 code for a protein of 658 amino acids. The record is from RefSeq and is a predicted model, not a curated record.
AUGGCUAGCAUCCCGACACUCACGCGAUCUGCAUCCCGUGGCUCUGACCAUGAACUUUCCUACGCAUCUCCUCUGGUCAUCCGAAUAGCCGGAGAGCGACCAGACCCAGAUUCCAUGGAGAGGCACAACAGCAAGCGGCGAAGUGGGAAUUUCAACGACGAAGAGGGCAAACUGGGACAUGAUGGACGGAAGCGUCGCUCCUUAGGGAGUAGUGACGACGAAGGUCUACUGACAUGGGAUAAUUUCCACAAUGAAGAUCUCCGCGUCGGGGGUCCAUAUCUGUGCUCAAUUCCUACUACAAGCCGACCAGUGCCUUAUAGGCACCCUAAAUUCCGCCUGACAACCCUUGAAACGCCGGAAGGAUGGAGUCUUGGCCAAAAGAUCAUGAAGAUUAUUGACAAGUUCCAUUUGAAGCCAACCACACUGAAAUUCUCCUUCAUAGGCAGGACUUCAGUUAUUAACCCAGAGCCAGAACCUUGUUUGAUCCUUUGGGUCCCAGCGGAAAGAGUAUCUGUGGAUGAUACUUGGCUACAAUGUGCCCGAGAGUUGCGAAGUCUACUUAUUGCUAACGAUCUUGAUUCUUGCUCAGUUGAAAUUGCCGAUCCAAUGGCAUUUUUACCCAUGAAUACCUUUCCUGUGCUGCAACAGGAUAAAGUGUUCUGGCAAUGGGAGCCUCUUCUGCAAGAACUCCUUGCCCAGUUAAACUUAACGGAUAUUCGAUCAAUUGGAUGCUUUCGACGGGGUAGAGGUACCGCCAUCCUUGAUUGCUCGCCGACACUGUUGAUCCUAGUUGAUCGUAACAAGGACUGGACCUCAACCCGGGAGAAAGUGAUCUCUAUUCUAAAGCGGUGGCGCUUCCAGAUGCUAGCCGUGGAGAUUGUUAAAGACAAGCCGGUCCGUCAGAUAACCCGUGAAGGGAUUAGUGUGGGCCUUCUAGGAGGGCUCAUAAAUAAUGAUGGCCGAACUAUGGCUACAGAGUCCAUCGCUUCGUCUAGGAAUCACAACUAUAGUGGUACUCUUGGCUGUUUCCUGGAGCUUCAAAACCCUUAUGAUGGUCAAUGGAAGAUUUUCGGUUUGACUUGCUGGCAUGUGGUUGUGCCCCCUUUUGCUGAUCACCCCAAUGACGAUAAGAAAGUGAUCGAACGGUGGAAUAAAAAUGGCAUCAGGAUAGCGACACAAAGAGAGGAGAUUAGGCGCCUGCUUCGUGUCGAUCACCCAACUCGAUUGGCUCACAAAGAGGAAGUCACAGCAAUGGAGCAUCGACUUGGAAUCAGUGAAAAUCAGGAGCAGUACCAAAUUUACAAAGAGCUUGAAGAGCAGGAUGCGCUUGAGACACUUGAUGACCGAAAACGCCAGAACUAUGAAAAGGCGAAAUCUUCAAUUCAGAACCAGAAGAAUGAUCUUAAGACCCUUAAUGAUCGGUUUAAGAAUGGCGAUCAACAACUUGGAUGGGUUAUUACAGCCUCCGGUUUCAAACGGAAGGAUGUAGAACUCAAAAAAGAUGGAAAAGGGUAUCCCACCAGUCUUGAUUGGGCCCUGAUUCACUUUUUGACGAACCCCCCCGGUGUUAUCCCAGGGAAAUUUGCCCCGCUUUCAAUUUCACAAAGCCUAGAGACGCAUGGGGAAGAGGUUUUCAUGUAUGGUUAUCGCUCUGGGAGGGGAAAAGGUUUUUGCAAUGGACUUCGAGUUGCCUACAUUGAAGCCAUUAUGACUGAUAGUGGUGUCGAAACUGUUCAUACAUUUGAGUAUGCCAUAACCGGUCUCCGCAGCGAGCCUUUUUCUAUUUCAGGGGAUUCUGGUGCAAUGAUUGGCUGCAAUACGAAGACAACGACUCACGAAGAGGAAGUUCUUAUUGGUAUGGUCUUUGCGGGCUGCCAGAAGGAAAGCAUGACCUACAUCACUCGAGCGGAUCACUUGCUAAAUGAUAUCAUGCAAGUGACUAAAGCCAGGAAUUUCAGGGUCUUCUGGUCACCUUAA